This is a messenger RNA of Parnassius mnemosyne (clouded apollo), 438 nucleotides long. The record is from the annotation of a GenBank genome assembly. Lineage: Eukaryota; Metazoa; Arthropoda; Insecta; Lepidoptera; Papilionidae.
AUGUCUCCUUUUGCCUUCUUGUUGUUCUGCGUUCAAGCUUGCUUGAUCCAGAAUGUGUACAGCCAGUGCCUCGGAGCUGGACUUGGAUUGGGCUAUGCUCCUGGAUUUGCUGCUGAAUACGGUCUCGGAUGUGGAUCCGCUUUAAACAAUGAAUUCGCUUACGGCCCUGGACUCGGUCUUGGAUACGGCCUAGGUGGUCCUGUUGGCCUGGGUGCUCCUGCUGGUAUUGUUGGCCCCGCGUACGGAGGUGCAGGCAUCGGAGACGUAGCGGUCGCUGGCGAGAUGGGUGUCGCUGGUACCACUCUUAUAGCUGGUCAAGUGCCGAUUCUUGGCGCUGUCAGAUUCGGUGGCGAAGUCCCAGCUGGUGGCGUUGUUUCCAUUACUGGAAGUUGCGGCGGAAACUGCGGUUGCGGUUGCAACGGUCCCUACCUGUACUGA